Messenger RNA from Colletotrichum destructivum, 1903 nucleotides. RefSeq names its product Putative tubulin. Gene Ontology annotation, cellular component: microtubule; cytoplasm. The coding region runs from base 152 to 1516 and encodes 454 amino acids. Gene Ontology annotation, biological process: mitotic cell cycle; microtubule cytoskeleton organization. Gene Ontology annotation, molecular function: structural constituent of cytoskeleton; GTP binding. The transcript is spliced from 5 exons. The record is from RefSeq and is a predicted model, not a curated record. Lineage: Eukaryota; Fungi; Ascomycota; Sordariomycetes; Glomerellales; Glomerellaceae.
CCUCCAAACCGCUGAAAACCAUCACCAACACCGCCCUUCCCCCCUAGCUCUUCCGAACCUCAACUCUGCGCUGCGCGCGUGAAAAUAUUCCCCUUCUCCAUUCCACUUUGCGUCGCAGCAUCCCCCAAGACUCGUUGAGCCACAGUACACAAUGAAGGGCGAGAUUCUUCACCUUCAUCUCGGUCAGGCCGGUACCCAGCUGGGUAACUCUGCUUGGGAGCUUUACCUCCUCGAGCACGGCCUCGGCUCCGAUGGUCGUCCCGACCCCAAUGCCAAGGAUGUCGUUGAUGGCGGUUCUUACGAGACGUUCUUUACCGAGACUAGCAAUGGCAAAUACGUUCCUCGUUCCCUCUUCGUGGACCUCGACCCCUCUCCCAUCGACGAGAUCCGAACUGGCGGCUACCGCCAGCUUUUCCACCCCGAGCUGUUGAUCAGCGGCAAGGAGGAUGCCGCCAACAACUACGCCCGUGGCCACUACACCAUUGGCAAGGAGAUGGUUGACAAUGUCAUUGACCGCGUCCGCCGCGUCGCUGACAACUGCCACUCUCUCCAGGGAUUCCUGAUCUUCCACUCCUUCGGUGGUGGUACCGGCUCCGGCUUUGGUGCCCUCCUGCUCGAGCGCCUCUCCACCGAGUACGGCAAGAAGUCGAAGCUCGAGUUCGCUGUCUACCCCGCCCCGCGCGUCUCGACCGCCGUUGUUGAGCCCUACAACGCUGUCCUGUCCACCCACAGCACCAUCGAGAACUCGGACUGCACCUUCCUCGUCGACAACGAGGCUGUCUACGACAUCUGCCGUCGCAACCUUGACAUCCCCCGUCCUGGCUACGAACACCUGAACCGCCUGAUCGCCCAGGUCGUCAGCUCCAUCACCUCGUCCCUCCGCUUCGACGGUGCCCUCAACGUCGAUCUGAACGAGUUCCAGACCAACUUGGUUCCCUACCCCCGUAUCCACUACCCCCUCAUCAGCUACGCUCCUGUCAUCUCGGCCAACAAGAGCUCUCACGAGAGCUUCAAGGUUCAGGAGCUUACCUUCCAGUGCUUCGAGCCCAACAACCAGAUGGUCGUCUGCGAUCCCCGCAACGGCAAGUACAUGGCCGUCGCCCUUCUCUACCGUGGAGAUGUUGUCCCCCGCGACUGCAACGCUGCCAUCGCUGCCCUCAAGGCCAAGUCUUCCUUCAACCUCGUCGAGUGGUGCCCCACUGGUUUCAAGCUCGGCAUCAACUACCAGAAGCCCAUGGCUGUCCCUGCCGCCGCCGGCGAUGGUGGUCUUGCCUCCGUCGACCGCUCUGUCUCCAUGCUGUCCAACACCACUGCCAUCGCCGAGGCCUGGUCGAGACUGGACCACAAGUUCGAUCUUAUGUACAGCAAGCGCGCCUUCGUUCACUGGUAUGUUGGUGAGGGUAUGGAGGAGGGUGAGUUCAGCGAGGCCCGUGAGGAUCUUGCUGCGCUCGAGAAGGAUUACGAGGAGGUUGCUGCCGACUCCUUCGAGGCCGAUGAGGACGACGCCGAGUACUAAGCAGAUACCGGAGACGGCCACGUUUCUGUUUUUUCCCCCGUUUCGCAGUAGACUGGUUGCUGCGACGAACAACAACCAACUCGGUAGCAGCUUUGGGCGACACGAACUGUAUGCAAAACCUUGGUUUUUUGGCGGCCGUUGGAGGGCUGGACCGGUAAAUUUCUCAGAUGUCGUUCUCGCUGAAUGGACAUGGAUUCGCGGAAAGGCACCGGGUUACGCCAUAACCCAUUGAAAGGAUAUUUCGGAGUCAAGCUCGAGUUGAUAAUAGAUGAGACCCAAGUCACUUUCUUUUUCACACAAGUACAUACUUGGUAACCCCCUGACCGGUCUGACGAGAGCCUCUUGGGAUUCAAAGUAGUCAAUUGUAAAUGGAUUCGUUAUCCAAAA